AUGCAGCUUGUCAAAGGAAAGAAGCCGGCGACGACCGACGCUGCCCAGGGCGAGGCCGGCGUCACACUCCUGCCCACGGAGCCCGAAGACAUGUGGCACGCCAACAACCUCAUCCGCCCCGGCGACAUUCUGAAGGCGACGGCCAUCCGCAAGGUGGUUGACGAGUCGGCGACGGGCUCGACGAGCUCCAACCGCAUGCGCACCGAACUCACGAUCCGCGUCGCCGCGACCUUCUUCGACCCGCCGUCGUCGGCGCUGCAGGUCAACGGCACCAUUGUCGUCGAGAACCCGCUGGCGUCGCUGGGGCAGUACCACACGCUCGACCUCGAGCUGCAGCGGCCGUUUACGCUGUGGAAGGCGCGGGAGAGCGGCGGGUGGGACUCGGUGGCCAAGGCGGAGCUGGACGCGGCGCUGCGCACCGACAAGGGCGACGCGCUGGUGGCGGUGGUGCUCGGCGACACGCACAACACGGCGCUCGUCGUCUUGGUGACGGAGUACCAGACGCUCGUCAAGACGCGCAUGGAGGGCAGCAGCAAGCCCACGCCGCAGUUUUAUGGGGAGGUGCUCGCGGCGCUGCUCGAGGCGGCCGACUUUUCCGGCGGGCCGCGCCUGCUGGUGCUGGCCAGCCCCGGCUUUGCCGCGCAAAAGUUCAAGGCGUUUGUCAGCGACCAGGCCGUGCGCGCCGACGACGCCAAGCUGCGCCGCAUGGGCCGCGACGCCGUCGUCGUCCACGCCAACUCGGCCAACGUGUACGCGCUCCACGAGGCCCUGCGCAGCCCGGAAGUGGCGGCCGUCGUCAAGUCGGCCAAGUUCCAGGACGAGACGCGCGUCAUGGACGAGGUCGCGGCGCGCGUGCGGCAAAACGACGGGCGCGUCGCGUAUGGCCUGCGGCAUGUGGCCCAGGCCGUCGAGGAGGGCGCCGUGGGCCGCGGGGGCGGUGCGCUGCUGGUCAACAAUGCGCUCUUUCGAAGCGACGACCUGGCCACGCGCAGGCAGUACGUGGGCAUUGUGGACCGGGUGCGAGACGAGGGCGGCGCGACACACCUGCUGAGCAGCGACCACGAGAGCGGCAAGCGGCUGGACGGGCUGGGGGGCAUUGCGGCGCUGCUGACGUACCCGAUGCUGGACCCGGACGAGGCGGACGUCGAGCCGACAAGUCUCGAGGAGUGGGGCUACGAGGGUGUUACGGUGAUAUGA
Molecule: messenger RNA, 1197 nt
Organism: Sporothrix brasiliensis 5110
Lineage: Eukaryota; Fungi; Ascomycota; Sordariomycetes; Ophiostomatales; Ophiostomataceae
Product: protein pelota
Exons: 1
Coding region: 1-1197 (398 amino acids)
Biological process (GO): nonfunctional rRNA decay; nuclear-transcribed mRNA catabolic process, non-stop decay; RNA surveillance
Cellular component (GO): cytoplasm
Source: RefSeq, a predicted model, not a curated record